This is a messenger RNA of Mucor velutinosus, 339 nucleotides long. RefSeq lists its product as uncharacterized. The record is from RefSeq and is a predicted model, not a curated record. Lineage: Eukaryota; Fungi; Mucoromycota; Mucoromycetes; Mucorales; Mucoraceae. Bases 1 to 339 code for a protein of 112 amino acids. The transcript is spliced from 3 exons.
AUGAUCAACACACUAUUUAUCUUUUAUCUGUGCGCAAUAGCAAGUACUGUGGUAUCAGAAAUGACCUAUCCCACCGCUGGGACAACUUGGAGGGUUGGCCAAGCCGUCAAAGCAUCGUUCAAAGCUGGGCAAAGUGGAGAAACGGUUAACUUGUUCUUCAACAAUGAUCGAAGUACUUCUUUAGGAGGAGGACCCAUUACAAACGGUGGCACGUUUCAAUUCAUAGUUCCUGAAAAUGCACUCAGCACGACAGGUGGAUACUCAGAGCUGAUUGCAGUGCAUCGACUGAAUAGGCAUCUUCUAGACGUAGAUAAUGUCAAAGUGCAAGUGGUUCAUUAA